AUACACACGCGCUUCUGCUGCAGGUGAGAGGCGCGCGCUGGACAGAGGGACCGUCCUCGCGCUGGAAUUUAAAUACCACAUUCCUAGCAUCUCUGCCAGGAUUAUAACUUCAUUGUUGCUCAGCUUUGCAAUUUGCCUUAACGCUGAACGGCACAGUGGCACUGCGGAGAUUUUUUUUUUCGUUCUCUGGUGCAAGUGAGAGAACUAUUAGACGCUGAGUGGACUGGAGAAAUCUUGUGCGCGCGGACACGGCACACGGAGAGGACAGAUCAUUUGCGGCUUACAUCCGUGGCACAAGAAGUUCUGAUAUUUCAGUUUCUUUUCCGUGUGGUCGGAUAUCAUCUGGAGCGGAGAGUUCGCAUCUGGGAAGACUGGAUUUAAAACCUUAUUAAUUGAUUGCGCAAUGGAUUGAAUAUCUGGCUUCGCUGCCUUUAAUGAAAAGACUCGGCGAUGUCAAGUCAUGGCAAAGACGGAGUAGUCUCAGCAAGUAAUUUCUGGCAUGUUUAUUUCAAGCUUAAUAUUGAAUGAAUUCGUUAAGACUUUCUGUCAGUGUUAGGCAUAUUUUUGAGGGACAAAUCAAUGAAAAGGGAAUAGCGUGAGCCUAGUCUGAGAGGGAAGAAAAAACAACAGAUAUGCGCUAUUCUGUCUGAGUUUGGUAACCACAGAGAGGUAACCGGUUGUGAAAACACAUGCAGUGAGAAACAGGCGCUUAAACACAAGCGAGAAGAAGGUGAAAAAGCCCUUAAACAAAAUCAACGUUCAAUUUUGCUGGAAAACCCGCGAGGAGCGAUGAGGACUACAGGCAUUGUGGACUAUUUAAGCUACUGCUUUCUUAUUCUGCAGCUGCUGAGUCAGCCCGCAGCCAAGCAAGUGCUCCGGUACCGCCUGGCUGAGGAGGGUCCUGCCGAUGUCCGGGUGGGUAAUGUAGCCGCGGACCUUGGCAUCACGGCUGGCAUGGAUGUGACUUUUACCUUAGAAUCCGGCUCUGAGUACUUCAAAAUCGAUAACAUGACCGGAGACCUGAGCACGAACGAGCGGCGGAUAGACCGCGAAAAGCUGCCGCAGUGUCAAAUGAUUUUUGAUGAGAACGAGUGUUUCAUAGAUUUCGAAGUGUCCGUGAUAGGACCCGCACAGAGCUGGGUCGAUCUCUUCGAGGGCAAAGUGAUCAUUUUAGACAUAAACGACAACACGCCGUCUUUUCCCUCACCUGUACUCACGCUCUCCGUUGAGGAGAACAGACCCAUUGGCACACUUUACCUCCUGCCCACGGCCACCGACAGAGAUUUCGGUCGGAAUGGAAUUGAGCGCUACGAGUUAAUUCAGGACAACGGCGAGAGCUCUGUCAGACGGAUCGGCACUUCCGGCUCCGGCAGUGUUGACACUCACAUGGGCAAGCGGAGGUUCGACGAGGGGGCGAGUCGUAGCAGCGUCUUUGAACUUCAAGUUGCUGACACCACAGACGGGGAGAAGCAGCCGCAGCUGAUUAUCAAAGGGGCACUGGACAGGGAGCAGCGCGACUCCUAUGAGCUGACUCUGCGUGUUAGAGAUGGGGGCGACCCCCCACGCUCCUCCCAGGCCAUUCUUAGGGUCAUGAUCACAGAUGUAAAUGAUAACACCCCACGCUUCGAAAAGAGUGUUUAUGAGGCAGACCUGCCAGAAAACAGCUCCCCAGGUGCCCCCAUACUCCAGCUAAAAGCGGGUGACACCGACGUUGGCGUGAAUGGACAGAUUGAAUAUGUUUUUGGAGCAGCCACAGAGUCAGUGCGACGACUGCUGCGGCUCGACGAGAGCACUGGCUGGCUCAGUGUUUUGCACAGAAUUGACCGUGAAGACGUGAGCCAGCUUCGCUUCACAGUCAUGGCACGUGAUCGUGGCCAGCCUCCUAAGACUGACAAGGCAACAGUGAUCAUCAACAUCAAAGAUGAAAAUGACAAUGUCCCCAAUAUUGACAUCCGAAAAAUAGGACGCAUAUUCCUCAAAGACGGUGUGGCUAAUGUGGCAGAGGAUGUGAUUGUCGAUACACCCAUCGCUCUGGUCCAAGUGUCAGACCGAGAUAAAGGGCCGAACGGUAUAGUGACGUGCACCGUAGUGGGAGAUGUUCCGUUUCAGCUCAAACCCGCUAGUGAGGUUGAGGGUGAAAUGAACAAAAAGAAGUACUUUCUCCAUACGUCAGCACCACUUGAUUAUGAGGCAGUGCAGGAGUAUAACGUGGUCAUUGUUGCUGUUGACUCUGGGAGCCCUAGCCUCUCUAGCAACAAUUCACUGAUAGUAAAAGUGGGGGACAUGAAUGACAAUCCACCAGUUUUUAGCAAAAGCACAGUGGAAGUUUCAUUUCCUGAAAACAAUGCUCCCGGCGAGCGUGUCGUCACCGUAGUGGCCUUAGAUGCAGACAGCGGCAAAAACGCAGAAAUCUCGUACUCCCUGGACUCCUCUGUGAACGGGAUAUUUUCCAUUGAUGCAGACACUGGUGACAUCCGUGUCAACACUAUACUUGACAGGGAGCAGACGGAGCGAUAUGAGUUCAAAGUUAUCGCCAAAGACAAAGGCAUGCCUGUUCUGCAGGGCUCAGCCACUGUGGUCGUCCUGGUGGCGGAUAAAAAUGACAAUGAGCCAAAGUUCAUGCAGGAUGUGUUCACUUUCUAUAUACAGGAAAACCUGCAACCCAACAGCCCUGUUGGCAUGAUAACAGUCAUGGAUGCUGACAAAGGACAAAAUGCAGACAUGAGUCUAUACAUUGAGCAACAGGAAGAUAUCUUUUCCAUUGACAACAACACUGGUACCAUCUUCUCAAACGUGGCUUUCGACCGUGAGCAAAAAAACAAUUAUUCAUUCCGUGUCAAAGCCGUUGAUGGAGGCGAUCCGCCCCGGUCAGCUACGGCCACGGUGUCUCUCUCUGUAAUGGAUGUAAAUGAUAAUCCCCCCACAGUUACUUUUCCAAUGAAUAGCUCAUACACGCUGCUUCCUCCUUCUAGCAACAUAAGGACGGUGGUCAGGACUGUCUCAGCUACUGAUACCGACACAGGUAUUAAUGCUAACCUCAGCUACAGAAUUGUGGGAGGCAAUCCCUUUAAGUUGUUCGAAAUUAAUGAAUGGAACGGAGUGAUCUUGUUAGUUGGCAAGCUGGAGCAAAAACACUUUGGCCUUCAUCGGCUGGUUGUGCAAGUGAACGACAGCGGGGUUCCGUCGCAAAGCACCACCACACUGGUCCAUAUCUACGUUAACGAAACGCUGUCCAACUCCACUAUCGUAGAGGCGCAAGUUGCCAGAAGUCUUGGUACCCCGCUCAAUGCUGACAUUGCAGGAGACCCCAACUAUGACCUAGGAAAGCAACGGCUGAGCAUCGCCAUAGGAGUUAUAUCAGGCAUCAUGACGGUGAUUCUUAUCAUCCUGGUGGUCGUCAUGGCCCGCUAUUGCCGUCCAAAGAACAAGAAUGGCUAUGAGGCUGGAAAGAAAGACCAUGAGGACUUCUUCACUCCUCAGCAACACGAUAAAGGCAAGAAACCCAAGAAAGACAAGAAUAAGAAAAAGUCUAAACAGCCUUUAUACAGCAGCAUCGUCACCGUCGAGGCAUCCAAGCCGAAUGGGCAGCGCUACGAUGGCGUUAACGAGAAACUGUCGGACAGUCCGGGAAUGGGCCGCUAUCGGUCCGUCAACGGUGGCCCCGGAAGCCCAGAUCUCGCCCGCCAUUACAAAUCCAGCUCACCCUUGCCCACAGUUCAGCUGCACCCUCAGUCGCCAACGGCAGGAAAAAAGCACCAGGCUGUUCAGGACCUGCCGCCGGCCAACACGUUUGUCGGCACUGGAGAUAACAUAUCCAUCGGAUCAGACCACUGUUCUGAGUACAGUAGCCAAACCAUCAACAAGUACAACAAACAGCCGUUCCGCCGAGUGACCUUCUCGGUGGUGAGCCAGCCACAGGACCCGCACCAGGGCUCGCUGCAGAGCUGCUACGACAGUGGCCUGGAGGAGUCGGAGACGCCCAGCAGCAAGAGCUCGUCCGGCCCCAGACUAGGUGCCCUCCCUCUACCCGAAGACGCCUAUGAGAGGACUACGCCCGAUGGCAGUGUCGGUGAGGCAGAGCAUAUGGAAAAUGACUCUCGGCCCCUGCCUGACGUAGCUAUGACGGGUAAAUGCACGCGGGAGUGUGACGAAUAUGGCCACUCGGAUGCCUGCUGGAUGCCUGUGCGCACCUCGCCUGAACGUAGGCCCAAGGCCACCCCACCUAAACUCUCCACCUUCAUGACCUCCCCCGGGGGCAGCGUUGCCGAACAGCCCGGCAGCCAGGAGACGCUAGCUGUUGCCAACGGGGACCCCUCGCACCUGCUGGGCGACCGUAACCGCAAUCUCCUUAACAAGAAGAUGGCCUCCUCCUCCUCAUCCUACGACGCGUUUAGUUCAGCUGGAUUUUCCGCCAGCGAGGAAACAUCUCGCCCCACCGAGGAGAUUCCGCUAGCGCCCACGGGUGAAUACAAGCCGACGCAAUGCGGAACUCUCACCAGGCGGGAAGUUUACCUGUAAACGACCCACAGCGACUGCGAGGGACGAUGACAGUGACUCAGCAUGGUCAGAGAUGCUGUUCGCAAACCAAACCCUAAAACAAAAGCAACAUGGAUUUUCCUCAAACUGCUCGCGCAACUAGUGUGGCGCUACUUUUGAACCUAACUAGCCGUCUGAGUAAAAACCGUGGAAUUACAUGUUGUAAAUGUGCGUGUGAAGGAUGAGACGGAGGAGGGGGAAGUGGCCAAGGUGGAGAGAAGGGAAUGUAGGUGGAUCACUGCUACUUUGCUGCUAGCGUAUCGGGCCCCGUAGACUUCCCCAAAGUGCUGCCUGGUUUCUGUAGACCUCUUUCUAAACAUGCAUGCAUAAUCUAGCCCCUUAAGAGUGUGUGCCCCUUGAGACAGACCUGGACUAUACCUUUUGUCUUUGUUUUUAUAACUGAUCGUGAACCGACAAGACUGGUUGUGUCUUUUAAUCCGUUUUUUUUUUGUUUUGUUUUUUGUUUUUUGUUUUUUUUGGGGGGGGAGGGGGGUUGGGGGCAGUGUUUUUAUGUGGAUGUAUUAUGUCCAUAUGCAAUCAGUCGAAGUACUGAACUGUCCAGACAAACAAUCACAUCGACGAAGAAGAAGAAAAAAAUACAGGCUAAUGAUGGACGAAAAUCAUCGUACGAUCAUCGGUGAUGGCAUAACCACAUGAUGUCGGAGCACUUCGUACGUCGUCAUUGACUUUAGCCUUUACAAGGGUUUGUAGAUACUCAAAUGGCGCAAGUGAACGGCGUGCGCGCUGUGAACUUACAGCGCAAGAAGCAAGUUUACCUGUGUGCCUAUCAACUUUAUGUACACGUGAAGGAACACAAGCAUACACUAAUGCACGUUUUUUGUCGUGUGGGUGAAGUAUUGUACAUAUAUAUACAUAUAUAUAUAUAUAUAAUCUGUAAACAUACUCUGGACACACGCAUUGAAAUCACAAGCGACCCGUUUUCAUCCCGCUCCCAUGCACCUUUGGAGUAGAGGGAGGUUCUUUAUGUCUCAAAGCUUGUCAGUUAUUUGCCUGAAUGCCCAUGGGUUUGUGUAAUUGUGGUUCAUCCUUCUAGAUGUGUGAAACUAUGCUAAAAUGUUGUGGUCUCAAGAUGGCCUGCCGCACACACUUGCAAACACAUACACACAUUUGAUUUGCACAUUGUACAUACACAUUAUAAUUAUCCCAUAAAGCCACAGGAACACUAUUUGGAUAUGCUGCUGGGGUGAAUUAGUUUAAUAAUAUUGCCCUGCCGAAGAGCUUGGGCUGGCCCUGUGUAACAUUCCUAGUAUGAAUGUUAAAUAGAGCAAUAAACUCAUUCAACAGAUUCACUCUCAAUCUCACACACUUCAGAAGAGUAAUCAAGGAUGAGAACUCGUGUCCCUCGUGUAGCAGUCAGAGUGAACCGACUACUUGUACAAUCACAUUCAGAGUUCGGCUACUACAGGCACGAUAGGAGCGAUCACAAUGCGGCACACGAUGCCGCUGUAAAACCAAAGUAUCGGGAACAACAUGACGUGAUGUCUCAAAGAACUGGGACAGGAAAGCUCCUUUUUAGGUCACAUGUUGCUUUAAUUACCUUCACAUAUGUUUCAGUGCAACGUGGGGAAACCACGUGCGCACGUAUACAUGCAUCGUGGGCCUAUCCCGAAACCAUUUGCAAGAGGAGGAGUAUACUUCGGAGGCAUCGUGCUUUUAAAAAAGGUGGUAAAUUAUUCAGAUGCAAUUGAUUUUUUGGUUUCGUUUUGUUUUUUUGUAUGUUAAUGAUUCCUUGAGUUUGAACGGACUGCCUUUUUUUGCAGCUUCCAGAUCUGUAGUCUGUACGUACUACUCGUGUUUAAAAGAAGUGCUCUGAUGCUUACAAACUGUAUACAUAGAUAUGUACUUUUUUAUUGCACGUUUAAAGGGAAUCUACACUUACUACGAAGAAGAAAAAAAAAAAAGUGUACAAAUAUCAUACCCUGUGAACAUGGAAGUCCACUGCUUGCGUUUGUUACGAACAGACACUAGACAUUGUAGUAUGACUAUGUAUAUUGAUUUGACGAGGAUGAAAAAGAAUCAUACGCAUUCGUGAUUCACUGAUUUGUUUAGCACCAUAUCAUCCGUUGCUUAUUUAUCUGAUUUAUUUAUAACUUUAUUUCACAGCAGAUGUGCUUUUAUCCAUUGGUUCUGUAAUGUUUAUAUUCUUUUCACAGAAAAGUACCUUCAUUAUGUAGAAAAUGAGUUGUGAAACUUGAUUCCAAAACAAUUCAAAGGAGUCUCGAGUACCUCACAACUUUUGUUUUUCAAACAUACGCUCGUAAUGAUGCCCUCUUCAGAUCUCAUCAGUCAUAUCUUUCCCUUUCCUUCCCAGUGCCACUUUGUAUAUGUAGUGCUUCUGUAAAAAAGAAAAGAAAACAGAAAAAAAAAAAUCAAAACAAAACUAUAGAGUGAAUGCAAAAUAUGCAACUGUGCCUUUUUAUACCUUUAUUGGUAUGACUCGUUGGUUUUAACCAGUAUGAAACCAAUUGUACUGAGAUGCUUUCUAAAAGUGGAGGAAGAGUACUUUAUGCUGAACCUACAGUCCUGGCAAUUUUACUAUGAUAGACUUUCAAAUAACAAAAGCUUUUAUCUUGUGGCUUCUUUAAGUAAGCUCAGUCGAACUUUGUCAAGUAUAUUGAUGAGUACCAACUGUACAUGUCAUAGGUGAUACCCUGGUAUAUCCAUCCAUUUCAAAGUUAGCAUGGUCACAUGUCCAAACUGUGAUUUUUACAGCAAGGAGAACUUUAGUCGCGAACGCGACAGUUCGGAAAGAAUCGGUUUGCGAUUUGGGGCACAGCAAAAAAAAAAAAAAAAAAAAAAAAAAAAAAAAAAGAGAAGACGCUGUGUCCUUUAGGGGUGAAGCAAACACGCUUUGAGACUCUCUGCAGUUUUCAUGAUACGAGAAGGCAGACGAAACACAAAGCUCCAAAGGUUUGUGAAUGGGACACACACCUCAGAGGACUAUAGAGUAGAUAUAUAUCAGCCGAUUAGAUACAGUAGGAGUAUACGGCAGUUGCUAUAUCUAAAAAAAAAGAAAAAAGAAAGAAACCGAGGAGAUCGACACCUACAUCUACUGUACAUGCCUGGAAAACGUCUGCACCUUAAUCUUAAAAGACAUCUGACUUUGUUGUUGACGUGCUGAAAUCGCUUUUGUUUAAUCGUCGUUUGCACUCUGAGGUGUGUGUUCCUUAAGCUUUCAACUUAGAAGAUAUAAGACUUAAGUUGUAGCACUUAGGUCAUAGGACACAUCACAGGUAAUGAAAAAAGAAAUUGUAAUUUUAAUCAUACUCUAUUUGUCCUUUGACUUGGAUGUUGAUGUAGAAUUGAGGAUUGAUUUUAAUCAUUGUUUUAUUAGGAGUCACUAUGCACGCAGCUUAGCUGAACAUGGCAAAUGUACUGAGCGCAAGCCCACCUCUAUUUAUGAUCUAUUUUACAUAAUUUUUGCUUUUGUACAGGUAUUUCUGUAAAUAAAUUGCUUGUCAUUUUUGUCUCUGCAGAAAUUAAAAUAUA
Labeo rohita (rohu) is the source of this 8046-nucleotide messenger RNA. It is a transcript of the gene pcdh7b, whose product is annotated as protocadherin 7b. Gene Ontology annotation, cellular component: plasma membrane. Bases 790 to 4518 code for a protein of 1242 amino acids. The record is from RefSeq and is a predicted model, not a curated record. The transcript is spliced from 3 exons. Lineage: Eukaryota; Metazoa; Chordata; Actinopteri; Cypriniformes; Cyprinidae. Gene Ontology annotation, biological process: homophilic cell-cell adhesion. Gene Ontology annotation, molecular function: calcium ion binding.